This is a messenger RNA of Grammomys surdaster, 2283 nucleotides long. It is a transcript of the gene Rcor2, whose product is annotated as REST corepressor 2. NCBI's taxonomy places the organism in Eukaryota, Metazoa, Chordata, Mammalia, Rodentia, Muridae. Gene Ontology annotation, molecular function: transcription corepressor activity. Bases 137 to 1708 code for a protein of 523 amino acids. The record is from RefSeq and is a predicted model, not a curated record. Gene Ontology annotation, cellular component: transcription regulator complex; histone deacetylase complex. The transcript is spliced from 13 exons. Gene Ontology annotation, biological process: regulation of transcription by RNA polymerase II; negative regulation of DNA-templated transcription.
GCUCACAGGCUUCGAGCUGCUGCCGCCUCAGUGGCGACCCCUCCAGGCCGGGCCGGGCGCAGCACUCAAGGCAAGCGCGGCAAGCUCCUGCGCUCUCCAAAGGAUCCCGUGCCCCCCGGGGCAGCCGGGUAGGGUAAUGCCCUCAGUAAUGGAGAAGCCCAGUCCGGGCUCCGGGAUCUUGUCCCGAAGUCGGGCCAAGACGGCACCCAACGGCGGACAGCCGCACUCGGAGGAUGACAGCAGCGAGGAGGAGCACUCUCAUGACAGCAUGAUCCGAGUUGGAACCAAUUACCAAGCAGUAAUUCCGGAGUGCAAGCCUGAGAGCCCUGCACGCUAUAGCAACAAGGAGCUGAAGGGGAUGCUGGUGUGGUCACCCAACCACUGUGUAUCAGAUGCCAAACUUGACAAGUACAUUGCAAUGGCCAAGGAGAAGCAUGGCUACAACAUUGAGCAGGCACUUGGUAUGCUUCUGUGGCAUAAACAUGACGUGGAGAAAUCCCUGGCUGAUCUAGCCAACUUCACUCCUUUCCCUGAUGAGUGGACGGUCGAGGACAAGGUGCUGUUUGAACAGGCCUUUGGAUUCCAUGGCAAGUGCUUCCAGCGGAUCCAGCAGAUGCUACCUGACAAGCUGAUUCCCAGCCUGGUGAAGUAUUACUACUCUUGGAAGAAGACCCGAAGUCGAACUAGUGUGAUGGACAGGCAGGCCAGGCGACUGGGUGGCCGCAAGGACAAAGAAGACAGUGAUGAGCUAGAAGAGGGACGGGGAGCUGUGAGUGAGGGAGAACCGGAUCCUGGAGACCCCAAGCGAGAGCCUCUGCCAUCCAGACCUCUGAAUGCACGGCCUGGUCCUGGGAAGAAGGAGGUCCAGGUAUCUCAGUACCGCCACCACCCACUUCGAACUCGGAGACGUCCGCCCAAGGGGAUGUACCUGAGUCCUGAAGGCCUUACUGCAGUAUCAGGAAGCCCAGACCUUGCUAACCUCACACUCCGAGGUCUCGACUCACAACUCAUCUCUCUUAAGCGCCAGGUUCAGAGCAUGAAGCAGACCAAUAGUAGCCUCCGCCAAGCACUGGAGGGCGGCAUUGACCCUCUCCGCCCCCCUGAGGCCAAUACCAAGUUCAACUCUCGCUGGACCACGGAUGAGCAGCUUCUGGCUGUACAAGCUAUUCGUAGAUACGGCAAAGACUUUGGGGCUAUUGCAGAGGUGAUUGGGAACAAGACUCUGACCCAAGUGAAGACCUUCUUUGUGAGCUACCGUCGCCGCUUCAACCUGGAAGAGGUGCUGCAGGAAUGGGAGGCUGAGCAGGAUGGGGCCCCCGCAGCUCCAGUCCCCAUGGAAGAGGCCAGGCGAGGGGCUCCUGUACCAGCCACAGCCCUAGAAGAAGAUGAUGAGGUCCAGAUUACAUCUGUCUCAACAUCAGUACCCCGAUCAGUACCGCCUGCACCGCCCCCACCUCCACCGCCCACCUCGCUUUCCCAGCCACCUCCACUGCUAAGGCCACCUCUGCCCACAGCCCCCACAUUGCUCCGCCAGCCACCUCCCCUGCAGCAGGGCCGCUUCCUGCAGCCCCGGCUGGCCCCCAACCAGCCCCCACCACCUCUCAUCCGCCCUGCCCUGGCUGCCUCUCGCCACAGUGCCCGCCCUGGUCCUCAGCCUCCACCUACCCUGGUUGGAGCCCCCUUGGAGCCCCCUUCACCCUCACUUUGAGCUGAGUCCUCCACUGCCCAGAGGCUCCUGAACCUCUUGGCUGGAUAUCUCUGGCAGCACUAAGGACGGAAGGGACUAGGGCUCUUGCCAGGUCUUUCAAAUACCCAGAGCUGCCAGUUGGCACAGCUUGGACCUGUGGGUUCUGCAUGUGUUCCUGGCAGCUGAGCUUGUAAACCCCCAGCCAGGGGCUUGAUCUCAGGGCCUGCAGGGACUCUUGCUUCCUGGCUGUGACUGGAAUGGCUCCCUCCUUGCCUGCCUGCCUGCCUAGGGCUUGGCCUCUGGGCCUACCCUUUGUGUGGGGGUAGUGACUUUAGCCUGGGGGAUGGGGGAAGAGGACAGUUGGUGUGUUAGCUGGCCUCAUUCAUCUUUCCUUCCUUUAAGCAAUAAGUCAGGUGCAGUGGAAGGGGAUUGGGGUGGGGAUGGCAGAAGCCUGGUGGGAAGAAUGCUGGGAAGCUGUGAAGAGGCCCACUUUGUCCACCCCCAAAAGCUUGGAGAAAAAAGGGUUGGGGACUUAAACAGACAUGGGUUUAUUUUUCAACAUUUUUUAAAAAGAAAUAAAUGCAACCUUAAAUGUA